AUGUUUGACUGUUUAACUCAGUUGUGGCCGCAGUCUGUGAUAACCCAGGCUCUUGUUGUUGGGAGUGUGGUUGGAGUGAUCGCCUAUAAUCUCUUCAAGAAACGAUACAACCUACCACCAGGACCCAAGGGAUGGCCAUUGAUUGGAAACCUUCGCGAGAUACGAGGAGUUCUUCUGUUCCGGCAACUGCGUGCUUUCAGCAGGAAGUAUGGGCCAGUUAUGAAGAUUAAGAUCGGCACUCGCACUGCAAUUAUUCUGAGUCGGAUCGACGUUGUGACGGAGGCUCUCAUUACAAAACAUGCAGACUUCGCAGGGAGGCCAGACAUAUUUUCAGAUGAGGUCCGGGACUUCACAGAUGCUCUGAUACUGGUGCAGAAAGAGGCCGAAGAGGAUGACGACCCGACCCUGAUGUCCCAGAUGACAAACACACACAUGGUCCAGACCAUCUUUGACUUAGUUUUCGCUGGUACAGACACCACGAGGAACACGCUCCACUGGUGUCUCCUGGCAAUGGCUCUACACCCUGACAUUCAGAAGAAGGUUCAGAAAGAGGUGGACUCAGUUAUUGAUCCUGAUCUGAACGUCCACGUUUCGGACAGGGACAAAUUGCCAUACACCGAUGCAGUGGUGCAUGAAGUUAUGAGGAUGCGGACAGUCGUUCCUGUGGGUGUUCCUCACUCCACCCUUUGUGAUACCACAGUUGGUGGAUACGAUGUUCCCAAGGGAACAAUGGUGUUCAUCAACCACGACGCUUUGCACUUUGACCCUGACCGAUGGGAGGACGUCAAUACGUUCAAACCUGAACGAUUCCUUGACUCAGAUGGGAAGAUGGGCCCCAAGCCAGAAAGCUGGCUUCCAUUCUCUGCCGGAAGGAGAGUCUGUCUCGGCGAGACUGUUGCAAAACCCGAGAUUCAUCUCUUUUUCGCUGGAAUCCUGAGGGUAUUCUCCAUAUCGCUCGUCCCCGGGACACAGAACGACUUUGAGCCACAGAGCCAAGGCUUAGAGAUUCUUUUGCAUUUUGCAGCAAGCACCUACCCCCGAAACUACAGCAGACUACCCACGGAGCAGAUCCUAGCUACUCUGUACGGCCAGGCUGUUGGGGAUGCCAUCGGGCUGUUGACAGAGUUCCUCACAAAGCGAGAAGCAGGGGUGAUACGCCGAGAAACGUUUGGGUGUUUAUUACUCAAGAAGUGA
Molecule: messenger RNA, 1194 nt
Organism: Haliotis rubra (blacklip abalone)
Lineage: Eukaryota; Metazoa; Mollusca; Gastropoda; Lepetellida; Haliotidae
Product: cytochrome P450 2J4-like
Exons: 10
Coding region: 1-1194 (397 amino acids)
Molecular function (GO): oxidoreductase activity, acting on paired donors, with incorporation or reduction of molecular oxygen; monooxygenase activity; iron ion binding
Source: RefSeq, a predicted model, not a curated record